Messenger RNA from Ricinus communis (castor bean), 1146 nucleotides. Its product is annotated as putative pre-16S rRNA nuclease. Lineage: Eukaryota; Viridiplantae; Streptophyta; Magnoliopsida; Malpighiales; Euphorbiaceae. The record is from RefSeq and is a predicted model, not a curated record. The transcript has 8 exons. Bases 213 to 719 code for a protein of 168 amino acids. Gene Ontology annotation, biological process: rRNA 5'-end processing.
ACCGUUGAAAACUGAAAAUAAAAUUGAUUUACGGUCAUUCAUUAAUUGGUUAAAAUGACAGCUCGUUUCACAUUCUGUCGCCAUAGCUUCUGGUUCAACCGAGUGCUGUGCUAGGGGUGCUGUGACUGCACUUGUUUGCGGUGUGUAUCGGCCAUUCCAUGCUCGGGAACCAAUCUUAGCAGUUGAACAAAGCUACAUUACAAUCAAUUAAGAUGAAGUAUAUGAAGCCCAUUGCCUUGUUCAAUGACUUGAUGAAGUCUAAAUCAAAUGGACGCUUACUUGGGUUGGACGUCGGCGACAAGUAUGUGGGUUUAGCAAUAUCAGACCGUCAUAAUAAAAUUGCAUCACCUUUAAGUGUCCUACUAAGGAAGAAAUCAAACAUUGAUUUGGUGGCUACUGAUUUCCAAAGUCUGAUCUCUGAACUUUCGCUGGCGGGGUUUGUUGUUGGCUAUCCUUUCGACAGACAGCGAAGUACCCCUGAUGCUUUGCACGUGAAGCUUUUUAUUGAUGACCUCAGAAAAAUCGGGAAACUUGAAGGUUUAAAAUACACAUUCUGGGAUGAGUGCUUCACAUCAAAGAAUGUGGAACUACUAGUACAGCCUUUAGAUUUGCAUCCAGUAGAAGCAAAAACCAUAAUGGACAAAUUUGCUGCUGUUGGGAUACUUCAGGGGUACCUGGAUUAUGUUAAUAGGAAGCUGAAGUUGGAGGCACCAGAAUAAGGAGUUUGGAAUAAAUAAUCUAAUAGAUGAAGUCUGUUCGUGACCAUUGUUGACAGCUUGCUGCAAUCCCUUACCAACAAACACUUGGGAGUUGGGAUUAUUUCUGCAUUGCGAAUCCUUGAAAUCCUUAAAAGAGUUAUUAUCUUGAUGAUCACUAUUUUGUGGCUUUCGAAAUGAUAACUCAUAUAUGGCUGCACUGCGGAAGGCAAUGUGAUUGAUCUAGCAAAAUAGGGAAUGGUGAUAAAACUUUUGGAUGCACAUAAGUAGUAUCUUUAAAGAAAUUAAAGUAGAUAUUUUUCUCUUCGUUUAUCUUUUCCAUUUCUGUUUCUUCUGAAGUGUACCCCUUGUAUUAGCGGCUACUUCGGCUCUGAACAUUGUACACGAAUUUAUUAUGCUUAUCAGUGUUCGGCUAUAGGAUCACGGUCAA